Molecule: messenger RNA, 1074 nt
Organism: Echinococcus granulosus
Lineage: Eukaryota; Metazoa; Platyhelminthes; Cestoda; Cyclophyllidea; Taeniidae
Product: Myoneurin
Exons: 4
Coding region: 1-1074 (357 amino acids)
Source: RefSeq, a predicted model, not a curated record
AUGGAUGCUUCGAAUGAGCUCGCAAACGCAGCCAAAGUUGACCCCGAUGGAUAUGCGUUGGAUGACGAUGUCGAUUUGACUAACAUCGCUCCAAUGCCAAAGCAUGUCUUUUUAAACACCUUACCCGGCCACUUGGCUCCGUUCCCUACCAUUCCACGAAGUCGUUACGACACAGAUCGCAACCAACGCGAAUUUUACGGCCAGGAGUCCUUCCUAAACGCCUUCAUUACCACACACUGUCGUGAACAUACCAGUGCACCAAUUGUCAACGGCUUGACCGAGUCGCAACAGCAUCAGCAACAACAACAGCAAAGCAGGCGGGCACCCAGUGCUCCGUUGAAACGCAACCAGUGCAGUCUCUGUUUACGCGUUUUUGCCAAUUCGGCCAGUUUGAAGCAGCAUAUGCGGUUACAUCGUGGCGAGAAGCCCUUUAAAUGCCGCUUUUGUGACAAGACCAGUGCUACCAUGUGCAAUAUUCUCACUCACGAAAGGACGCACACGCGUGAGAGGCCCUACAAAUGUACCCUCUGUAGUGCCGACUUCAGCAGCUCCAGCAAUCUUAAGACGGUGCACCUGGGGAUAAAGCAGUACCACUGUAUGGUGUGCGGCAAGUCCUUCGCGACGAGUAGCAACCUCAAUGCUCACUCUCGACAGCACCCCGAGUCAGCAUAUCUGGUCAAGUAUACCGGAUCCUCCACCUUCUGUCCGUCCACCCAACAGUCCACCGACACCACGGUGGUAAAUGUUGCGGAGGUCGAAUCACCAGUAGAGGCGUCAGUGACGGUAGCAACCACGACGACAGCAGCGGCCGCAGUGGUGUCGGCGGCAGCGGUGGCUGCGGCCGAGGAGAAUGGAGAGGAGGCGGUGGGUAUGCUGGUUACACCAACUGGCUACAACCACGCCCCCACACUUCUACCAGUGACGCUAAGUCCGAGCCCCGUGGGGACAAGUCGGAAGUUCGCCAAAGUCACUGUCUACUGCCCUGGCGAUGUGGAAAUCGCGGCCACCGCCACCUCCUCCGUCUCCUCGUCCGCCUCCCAUGGCAACACAGCCAAACUCGCGCCUGACGACUAG